This is a messenger RNA of Suricata suricatta (meerkat), 2588 nucleotides long. RefSeq names its product DNA polymerase alpha 2, accessory subunit (gene POLA2). The record is from RefSeq and is a predicted model, not a curated record. Bases 474 to 2285 code for a protein of 603 amino acids. Gene Ontology annotation, biological process: DNA replication initiation; DNA replication. Gene Ontology annotation, cellular component: alpha DNA polymerase:primase complex. Gene Ontology annotation, molecular function: DNA binding. The transcript has 19 exons. Lineage: Eukaryota; Metazoa; Chordata; Mammalia; Carnivora; Herpestidae.
UCCUUCACCCGCGCUGGCCCAGGCUCUGGGAGCCUCGCGGGCAUACCCAAACAGCGCCCGAGCACCAAGGCACGACCCAAAAGGGUGACGAACUUUCGUCCCCGAGCUUCCUUCGCCCAGCAGGCGGUGCCCGAAAUACAGCAACCGCGGCCGGCACGGCGACACGGUUUCGAUCACGCGAGUCGAGGGCCCCCGCGCCAGAGGUCCCCUUCCGCGCCCUACGAGAGGCAACUGCGCAGCCGCCACAUCUGAGGGGCUUCUCCCAGUUAAAAUAAAGUCUCCGUGACUGGUGCCUGGGACCUUCUGAUCGCCUGAGAGCUUGGGCUGUUUGGCCCCCUUCCGUCUCGGUCUCCCGAAGGGUGAAAGAUCGGGGGGAAGCUCGUCCUGCCCAUCGAUCUCCACGCCGCGGGUUCCUUGGACUCCGGCCCGAGCUCGGUGGGCCCGGCCCCCGGCCGCCCACCCCCUGCGUCACCAUGAGCGUGUCGGCCGAGCGCCUGGUGGAGGAGUUGCAGAUCUUUGACGUGGAUUGCGAUGAGGCUCUGGCUGAGAAAUUGGUAGAGCUGUGCCUUCUGUAUGGGCAGAAUGAGGAGAAGAUGGCCACUGAGGUUAUAGCAUUCCUCACCAGCACAGGGAAAGGUCGCCUGACCUCAGAGAUCCUGAACUCCUUUGAGCAUGAGUGUCUGAGCAAAAGAUUGCCCAAAGGCCCACACAUAGCCUCCAGGGAUGGGGGGCACGCAGGAGCCAGAGACAUUGUUUCCAUCCAAGAGCUAAUUGAAGUGGAGGAAGAAGAAGAGACCCUCCUGAACUCUUACACCACACCCUCUAAGGGCUCUCAGAAGCGAGUCAUCACCACCCCAGAAACCCCCCUGACAAAAAGGACGGUGUCUAUCCGGAGCCCCCAUCAGCUGCUCUCGCCGUCGAGUUUCUCUCCGAGUGCUACUCGCUCUCAGAAGUACAACUCGAGAAGUAACCGAGGAGAAGUGGUCACCUCCUUUGGCUCAGCACAGGGAGUGUCUUGGUCUGGAAGAGGAGGGGCCGGCAACAUCAGCCUGAAGGUCUUGGGGUGUCCAGAGGCACUAACCGGGAGCUACAAAUCAAUGUUUCAGAAGCUUCCAGACAUUCGAGAAGUUCUGACCUGUAAGAUAGAAGAACUUGGCAGUGACCUCAAGGAGCAUUACCAGAUUGAGGCGUUUAGUCCCGUUCUGGCCGCCGCUCAGGAGCCUGUCACUCUGCUGGGCCAGAUUGGCUGUGAUACCAACGGGAAGCUGAACAGCAAGUCCGUGAUUCUCGAGGGAGACCGGGAACAUUCUUCAGGGGCUCAAAUUCCAGUGGAUUUAUCUGAGCUCAAAGAAUAUUCUCUGUUUCCCGGGCAGGUUGUAAUUAUGGAAGGAAUCAACACCACGGGUAGAAAGUUUAUUGCCACCAAACUCUACGAGGGGCUGCCGCUUCCCUUUUAUCAGCCCACCCAGGAGGAUGAAGGUUUUGGGCAAACCAUGGUCCUGGUGGCCUGCGGGCCAUACACCACCUCUGACAGCAUCACCUACGACCCCCUGCUCGAUCUAAUUGCCAUCAUCAACCGUGACCGGCCAGAUGUCUGCAUCCUGGCCUGUUUGCAGUUUGGACCUUUUUUGGAUGCGAAGCAUGAACAGGUUGAGAACUGUCUGCUGACGAGUCCAUUUGAAGACGUCUUCAAGCAGUGUCUGCGGACCGUUAUCGAAGGGACACGAAGCUCCGGCUCCCACCUCGUCUUUGUCCCGUCGCUGAGGGACGUGCACCACGAGCCCGUGUACCCACAGCCACCCUUCACCUACUCUGAUCUGCCUCGAGAAGACGUAAAGCGAGUGCGGUUCGUGUCUGAGCCCUGCAGCCUCUCCCUGAACGGAGUGGUCUUCGGCCUGACGUCCACGGAUCUGCUGUUCCACAUGGGGGCCGAGGAGAUCAGCAGUUCUUCCGGAACUUCAGACAGACUCAGCCGAAUCCUCAAGCACAUUCUGACCCAGAGGAGCUACUACCCGCUCUACCCUCCCCAGGAAGACAUGGCCAUUGACUAUGAGAACUUCUACACCUAUGCACAGCUGCCUGUCACCCCAGACGUCUUCAUUAUCCCGUCAGAGCUGAAAUACUUCGUGAAGGACGUCCUCGGCUGCAUCUGCGUGAACCCCGGGCGCCUCACCAAAGGGCAGGUGGGGGGCACCUUCGGCCGACUCCUCCUCAGGGGGCAGCGGACCGCAAACAGGGAGGGGACGCGGAGUCCGUGUGCUGCCGUUCAGGUGGUCAGGAUCUGAGGGGACGCCCGCCCUCCCCGUCGCACGGCCCUCACACAAGAGCCUAGCCGUCGCCCGGGGAGGAAACAGGCGGCGGGGCUGGAGGAGAGGUGGCCUGGCGGCCAAGGCCUCGUGCGGCUGGACCCUGACUCGGAGCUGAGCUUCUCUCUGGAAGAAAGCCACUACUGCCUCAAGGACACACAGUCUAGAGCAAACAGGCAGUGGACUCCGCGAGCUCUGAAAACGCAAGGUGGCCUUGUGAUUUUUUCUACCUGGACCAGACACGGAGACAGCUUUGGGAGAAAUAAAAGUAAAUUCUGAGAA